AUGCCAGCAAAAAGUGUAAUUCAAUUUAGUAAAAGUUUUGCACUUUUUACCUAAUUAAGACGUGUAUUAAAUUUCGUUGACCAUUUUAAUUAACUGGUUUGUGCAGAGCCGAGUGUAUUUCAUCUUUUUCUGUUGUAAUUUGGUUGUGAACUUGUUUUAAACCAUGUAUGACGAUGAAGAUGGAGAAGAUGGACCAAAGAGUUCAUUCACAACUUAUUUAGCUGAAGGCGACAAACUAUAUAACGCAGGAGAAUAUCAAAAGGCAUUGGAAAGUUAUACAACUGCACUGGAGAUUGAGGCAAAAAGCGAGACCGGUUUGGUUGCCCGUUCUAAAUGUUACUUACAAAUUGGAGAUGCACAAGCUGCGUUGCAAGAUGCAGAAGCCUCACUUUCCGAUAAUAAAGAAUUUCACAAGGGUUUGUAUCAGAAAGCAGAAGCAUUGUACCAGAUGGGAGACUUUGAAUACGCACUUGUCUUUUACCAUCGAGGCCAUAAACUGAGACCAGAACUUCAGGAGUUCCGACUUGGUAUCCAGAAAGCACAAGAAGCAAUUGAUAAUUGUGUUGGAAGUCCAUCAUCUGUUAAAUUAGAGAACAAAGGAGAUUUAUCCUUCUUUAAUAAAAUGGAUGAAGGAAAAGGGAAAGCAAAGCAAAGAGGGCAAUACAGGCCUCCACAAAAACCUGCAGCGAUGAAAACAAACAGAGCACUUGGUAAAACGAGGGGUGGUACAAGCAGUAGGACUGCUAAAGCAUUACUGGGUGAAUUAUAUGCGGAUAAAGAAUAUCUGGAAAAACUUCUUAAAGACGAUGAUCUGGUGAAGGGGAGUUCUGGUGGAAUGAGUAUUUACGAUCUUGUUACUUCUGGUAUAAACUACCUUGAUACAAGAACCGAAUUCUGGAGGCAGCAGAAACCCAUGUACGCUCGCAAGCGUGACAGGCUCAUGAUGCAACAGAAGUGGUCGAAUAGAAAGACAGAUAGAAUAUCGGAUCCAACAACAUUUAUACUUAAAAACUUGGAAGAAAUAGAUUCAUAUUUGGCCGACGGAAAAGGUGCCGACAGUCUCUCACUUGCAGUGGCCACUUUACGCACAGUAAACCGACUUUCCGAUAGUGAAAUCCCCAACAAACCUGAUGUUGUUGCAAAUUUACACAGCUGUAUUGGCAACGCACACCUUGAGUUGGGUCAAACUGAUGAAGCUUUAGAUCAUCAUCAGAAAGAUUUGGAAAUCUCAGAGAAACACAAUUUCCAAGAUGCUCGUUCCCGCGCGCUUGAUAAUCUAGGUCGAGUUUAUGCAAGAGUUGGGAAGUUCCAGAAAGCCAUUGACUGCUGGCAAGAGAAGCUUCCACUCAGCAAAUCAGCAGUUGAGAGAACUUGGCUUUUCCAUGAAAUCGGUCGAUGUCAUCUGGAGCUUGGUGAGAGCGAAAAAGCGCGAGAUUUUGGUCUAAAGUCAUUGCAGGAAGCUAAAGAGGCAGAGGAUGACGUGUGGCAGUUAAAUGCUGGAGUGCUGACUGCACAAGCUGAAGUAAAGCUUGGUGAAUACGAGAAAGCUUUAGAAUCUUUCCAACAAUCACUUGAGACAGCCAAGUUGCAAGGUGAUGAUGGGGCGGAAGGUGCUAUCACUAAAGCUAUCGAAGAUGUGAAGAAUAAGAUUGAGAAACAGAAAGAAAGUGAGCAAACCAGUGAAGCGGAACCAUUGAAGGAGGAAGAAGAGACGGAGCGGGAGGAGCAGCAAGAGGAGGAGGUAAACUUUGGCUGAACAAAGAAUAGUUCACAAGAUGAUGGCACUUUAUGUUUCUGCUAUAUGCUCACAUAAUAUCUAUUCAAAUUUGUUAGUUGUGAUUUUAUAUUCGUGCUCAUGUUUUACGUGAGAUCGCCAACUGUAAAUUUAUCAGUAAACGCGUUGGAUUGAAA
Molecule: messenger RNA, 1911 nt
Organism: Ciona intestinalis (vase tunicate)
Lineage: Eukaryota; Metazoa; Chordata; Ascidiacea; Phlebobranchia; Cionidae
Source: RefSeq, a predicted model, not a curated record